This is a messenger RNA of Pocillopora meandrina, 1790 nucleotides long. The record is from the annotation of a GenBank genome assembly. NCBI's taxonomy places the organism in Eukaryota, Metazoa, Cnidaria, Anthozoa, Scleractinia, Pocilloporidae.
GGUCCUCCAGAUAAAACCGUAAAGUACAAGGUUUCUCCAUGGCCGGUGAUAACAGAUGCUGAUUCUGUAAAUGUUACGUUUACGUUCACCCCUGGUAAGUCGUUGUGUUACUUUUUAAAAGAGCUCACUUAAUCAACCCGAGUUGGAGAAUAGUUGUCAGACAUUACAGUUUGGCGGUAAAAACGUUUCAAUGUCAGUGGUCAAACCUAACUUCAAAUAUUUUAGUGGAGAGAAGGCAAUAGGAACGGAGUCGUUUUAUUGUAUUGUGGCUGGACAUGAGAGGAUAAAAUUCUCUUUGGCUAGACCAAGUAGUCAAGAUAAUUGAAACUCUCCUUUAUAGCGUGAUCCCAUCGCUUAUUAAUCUUCUCAGUUUUAGGUUUGUCUUAAACACGGACAAUUUCAAAGAGUUUCUCAUCAUAUCUUUUCUAUAUUUCUCCUUACAGCGAGAGACAUUUUCUCUUUGUCUUUCUUUUUCAACGUCACGAAAGAUGGAAAAACCAUCAUCGAGCGGAAUAAGGAGGCGAAUUGCAAUUACGUGCCAUACCACUGCUAUUUCUCAGCAGACGGUGAGUAUUCAUCAGGAAUACUUAAUCAAGAUACAAUUUCCUGCCACAUUAUUAGCGAAAUUCAAAAGGUAUUGCAGGAGUAAUCUGCACCUAUUCUGUAUAAAAUAUUGUCUGAUAUUUUUCGUCACACGAUUCAGGAGAAAAAAUAUUCUUUUAUUCUCCGAGGCACUCAGUUACUCCUUCUGGUUUUCAGCUUUGGUAAACAGCAUAACUUAUUACAGAGAAGUUCUUCAUCUUAUGUAUUUUGCAUUACAGUUGUUAUAAGUACGAAACUUAUCAAAUGUUCAAGUAAAUCUCACAAAGAUAAGCAAAGAUGAAGAAUUAAAACUUGUCCUUUUUAUAAACAUUUUAUGCACUUUUAGUUGGUUACUUUUCUUAAAACGAAGGAAUGCGUUUAUGCGCAACAUAACUGUCUCACCUCUCAUUUCCUCCAAGAAACCUACACCUUGACCAAAACAGGCCUUCACAUAGUCAAUGUUUCCCCCAUCUUUAAGGUAUAGUACUUAAUAGUUUUUUCCAUACAUAUUGGCUCCAGAGAGGAGAAACAUUCUAUUUACUUAAUGUUUUUUAACACAUACUGUACUGGCAUCUCGAUGGCUAACCCAUGAUGCGCUCAUCGUGAAAUUAUUAGAGUCUAAACCAUGCAUCUACCACAUCUUCUCUCGUUCUGCUGCUUGUUUGUUUUUAUAAUUUGAUAUAUCGACAAUCAAUUAACUGCUUCUUUUUGAAAAUAGGGGAAAUUUGAAGCCACACUCAUACUGUUCAAUCAGGAGCAGUUCUCCGUUUUCUGCGUCCAGUCGGUAGUGGUCGUGUCAUGAGCCAAUCACUGCUGACUCAGUGGACCAAGACAUCCGCUAGUUAUUGAACUUGACUUCUUGUCAAUAUAUGUUUUCAACAUCGACAUUUAGUUUUAAUUUCGUGUAGAUUUCGUGUGGAUAUAUUUAGAAGAGGUACAAUCGUAACUCCAAGUUUAAGACGCAUCUGUUGUUGUAUAAACGUAAUUCUAGAAACUUUGUCGUUCAACUGUUCUUUGUUUUUGUUUUCUUUUUCAUUCUUCUGCUGCUUUUUGUCAAAUGCGUCUUAAGGAAUCGAUUUCAACGGUUCUAUAGCAGUGUACUUAUUUUGUUUACUUUUUCUGGAAAAAAAGGAAUUUUCAGUGAGGCCUCUUCUCUUACCAUUUUUUCAACGUACUAGGACUCUCUUAGGUCACUGCAUUUAUGCGUG